Molecule: messenger RNA, 2985 nt
Organism: Amborella trichopoda
Lineage: Eukaryota; Viridiplantae; Streptophyta; Magnoliopsida; Amborellales; Amborellaceae
Product: glutamate receptor 2.7
Cellular component (GO): membrane
Molecular function (GO): ligand-gated monoatomic ion channel activity
Source: RefSeq, a predicted model, not a curated record
UAAGGUUCUUGCUUCUAUAUGUCCUCCCCAUUUUUAAUAUCCAUAAGCUAAAUUAUUGUAGGGAAAGUUAGAGUUUGAGUACAUGCAUGAAGAGAGAUGAAGACUAGUUCUCUUUUGAGUGUGUUUCUUGUGUGUUUGUGGUCCAGUGUAGCACUAGCUAAGGCCCAACCUUCAAGUGUUAAUGUGGGGGUGGUUCUGGCAAUGGAUUCAUUGGUGGGGAGAGUGGGAAACAUGUGCAUAAGCAUGGCCCUUCAAGAUUUCUACAAGGACCACCCUGACUUCACCACUAGACUCACUAUCUCUUGGAGAGAUUCCGGUAGCGAUGUUGUCCAAGCUGCUGCAGCUGCUUUGGACCUGAUGAAGAAUGUGGAGGUGCAAGCUAUAAUCGGUCCACAAACAUCGGCAGAGGCCAAAUUUUUGGUUGCUCUUGCAAACAUAUCCCAAGUUCCCCUUCUCUCUUUCUCUGCAACCUCUCCUUCCCUCUCCUCCACCAACACUCCUUACUUUGUAAGAGCGACCAUUAAUGAUUCGGUGCAAGCCAAACCCAUAGCGGCUCUCUUCAAAGCCUAUGGUUGGAGGCAAGCUGUUGCCAUAUACGAAGAUACAGAAUAUGGAGCGGAAUUCAUUCCGUAUGUAAACGACGCCCUCUUAGAAGUCGGCUCUCGCCUUCAACAUAGAACUGUUCUUCCUACCUCAGCUUCGAAUGAGUUAAUCGAUGAGGAGCUCUACAAACUCACGACUAUGCAAACUCGAGUUUUCAUAAUCCACAUGACUUCUCCUAUAGCCGCUCGCUUAUUUUUACGGGCUGAACAACUCGGUAUGAUACGCAAAGACUAUGUUUGGAUUAUAACUGAUGGGCUCUCUACUCUCUUGGAUUCCAUGGACCCUUUAAUCAUAGCUUCAAUGCAGGGGGUUUUGGGGGUGAAAUCAUACAUAGAAAAGACUAAACGUUUGGCCAAUUUCACAGCUAGGUGGAAGCUAUAUUACAGAGAGGAGUACCCUAAAGAAAUAGAAAUCCCUCCAUUAAAUGCUUUUGGUCCAAGAGCCUACGAUGCCACCUGGGCUCUAGCUCUUGCAGUCAAGAAAUCUGGUACUAGAGCCAUCAAGUUCCGGCAACCAAUUGCCAGAAAAUUGACCCGAAAUUCGACUGACCUCUUGACUCUAGGAAUUUCUCCAGUAGGCCCGAGGCUCUUAGGCGCAAUCUUAGCCACCAAAUUCACAGGCUUAACUGGAGAUAUUCGUUUUCCUAAUGGAGAAAUCCACGAUUCCAUUUUCCAAAUAAUCAACAUCAUCGGGAAAGGCACUAGAGAAAUCGGGUUUUGGACACCAAUGUAUGGCCUCUCACCUGAUCUGAACCGGACAGCUUUGAAGAAAAAGAAUGGUUAUUCGGCCAGUGUGGUCGAUCUCAGACCAGUGAUUUGGCCUGGUGAACCAACUCUUGUGCCUAAAGGUUGGGUUAUCCCUACAAAUGGAGUUAAGAUGAAGAUUGGUGUUCCCAUAAAAGAUGGUUUCAAAGAGUUUGUUAAGGUGGACAGAGACCCAAUUCACAAUGAACUGAGGGUGACAGGUUAUUCUAUUGAGGCUUUCUAUGGAGUGUUGAAGGUUUUACCCUAUGCAUUGCCUUAUGAGUUUAUUCCUUUUGAAGAUAGUGAAGGAAAAAUGGCAGGAAGCUACGAUGACCUGAUCUACCAAGUUUUUCUUGGGAAAUAUGAUGCCGUGGUGGGUGAUGUUAUUAUAACCGCAAAUCGAUCAAACUAUGUCGACUUCACGCCCCCUUAUACAAAGUCAGGGGUAAGUAUGAUAGUGCCCACAAAGAAGAUGCUUAGAGGGUGGGUGUUCUUGCAACCUUUAACAUGGGAGCUAUGGGUGACCACAACAUGUUUCUUCUUCAUCAUGGCAUUUGUAGUUUGGGUUUUGGAGCAUAGAAUAAACAAAGAUUUUCGUGGGCCGGUGAUAGAACAAGUCGGAAGGGCUCUCUAUUUCUCCUUCUCGACGCUCGUAUUUGCGCAUCGUGAUCAGGUAAAAAGCAAUUUGUCACGGUUUGUAAUCAUCCUUUGGCUAUUUGCUGUGCUCAUAUUGAGUAAUAAUUACACAGCAAAUUUGGCCUCAAUCCUCACCGUUCAACAAUUACAACCCGCAUUCACAAAUGUGCACACGUUGAUUAAGAAUGGUGAUUACGUGGGAUAUUCAAGCAAUUCUUUUGUUCAGAAUCUCUUAUUGAAAUUGGGAUUCCAUGAAUCAAAAUUGAGGCCAUAUGGCACUGUCGAAGAAUAUAAAAAUGCCAUGUUGAAAGGAAGCUCCUGUGGUGGUGUUGCCGCGAUCUUCGACCAGGUCCCCAAAAUCGAAGUGUUUCUCUCUUACUACAGUGACAAAUUCACCAUGGCUGGGCCAACUUUCCCAACUGGGGACUAUGGUUUUGUCCUCCCGAAAAACUCCCUCCUACUUUCUGAUUUUUCCACUGCGAUCCUCAACAUAACACAAGGAGGCAAGAUGGAGGCUAUAAAGAAAACUUGGUUUGGCAAAAAAAUAGUAGAACCAGACUCCUCAUCACCCGACACCGCCCGGAUUCGGCUUAGCCUUAGUUGUUUUUGGGGCCUCUUCCUAAUUGUAGGGGUUGCCUCAUUUGCAGCCGUAAUCUGGUUCUGCAUUCGCUUCUGGAUCGAGAAUCGCAAUAGCAUUACACUAGAUGAACUAGGGCUAUGGCAGAGAGUCAAGGAAAUAGCUAGACUCUUUAAUGAGAGGAACAGUUCUCACAUUUUUAGGAAAAGAAAAAGUGAGAAAGAAGUGGAGUUCAAAACCUUUUGUGCCUUAGCAACUAUGGGUAGCUUUUUGAGCUUUACUGCAUCUAGGAAAGGGCAUUAUAAUGGAGCAAUCACACCAACUCUUGGAUCCUCAGCCUCGGAAGAUAAUCCCUCCAUUGAAUCACUCUCUCCCAUGGAUUAUUCUGGUGAUAAUGCACUCAUCCAAUGUAGAGAUAUUCCAUAG